GUGCUAAUUAGCUCCUGGGCACGCGCUGCAGGCCGUCUCAGUAAUCUGAUUACUGCAGCCGCGGUGCGCUGCGCUCCGGGGUCUCCAUAAAAGUUGGAGCGCGCAGAGCCGAGCUGUCAGACCGCGAAGAGCCGCUGCGGAGCAUCCACCUCCGCCCGGGCUGAGCCCGAACACCCGGAUACGUCACGAUUUCUGAUUGAAUCCGAUUAUCUGUAUUAAUAUUGAUUAUUUCAGAAAGCUGCUGGGUGUUGAACACGCACCGCCGUCCAAAGGCGCGCCGACAGGACGCAGAAAGGCUUCUCUCCUGCGUGGACUUACCGGGGCUGGGACACGAGCAGCGCGGGGCGGGACUGCCAUGGAUCAGAUGCUCUUCUGUUAGAAAGCUCCGGUUCUCAGUUUGAUUUCACCUGGAGGUGUUUUAAAAUAAUAAUAAAAAAAGACAAGUCGCCCUUUCGUCCUCUUUCCCUUUUUUUCCGCCCGUUCUGGAUUCAAAUGUCUCCACAUCGCAGGCGCGCAGCUGGAUUGUAGCGGCGGCCCCACCGAUGCUUUAAACGGGCGUUAAGGUGCGGGAAGGGAGUGGGACACAAACAGGAUGAGUGAGCGGUGUAUGCAGAUCAGAAGCAAAGGGGCUCUUCUUGUUAUGGUGCUUGUGGUCGGAGUCCUGGAGCUGUCCAAGUCGACAGAAGGGACGACAGCUGCGCACCAUGUCCGAACGGGGACCUGUGAGGUGGUGGCGCUGCACCGCUGCUGCAACAAGAACAAAAUCGAGGAGCGGUCGCAAACAGUGAAGUGCUCCUGCUUUCCGGGCCAAGUGGCCGGUACCACCAGAGCCGCCCCGUCCUGCGUCGAUGCCUCGAUAGUGGAGCAGAAGUGGUGGUGCCAGAUGCAUCCGUGCCUUGACGGGGAGGAAUGCAAAGUUCUUCCUGAUCUGAAGGGCUGGAGCUGCGCUACAGGGAACAAGAUUAAAACCACCAAGAUUUCUGCGGACAGAGACCAGCUUUGGUAACGUCAGACGCUCCACGACAAACCCCAGGUGGACGCCCCAUCAUGGUCUGGCGGAUCAUAAAAGGAGACAAAGACUAAUACGAAGGACUUUGCUGUAAAUAGAGACAUCCUUUAUUCUGGACUAGAGAUAAUCCUUUAAGACUUCUGAAUGAAUCCUCAUGAACUUGAUGGACGUCAACGUGAGGCGUAUCGAUCUCCCCGCUCUGCCUUUUUUGGACGGCAGGACCAGUUCUCUGAUAUCGUACUGCUUGUAGUGGAAAACUGCAGCGAACUUCGCCUACAUGUUCAUCUUCUUGAGUAGCGCCAUCGUUACAAGCCGUCUUACACAGCCGCUGUUUCAUCGGGUGACCAACGGGUCAAGUGUGUCGUACCAACACAUUAAUAGGUCGACUACGGAUUUCUUCUCUGACAAAUUGCAGUUAGGAAAUUUGGGGGAGCAAACAGUUAGUACGAUUUUCAAAGAAAUACAAAGAUUACUAUCCAUUCAUGACAUGCAAUACUCAACCAGAUACUCUAUGGACUCAAAGACUGAAGGGCUUAGCCCAGGCACAGGCAAGGUACAGAUCAAACAUAGAAUUAAAGGCAAUUAAAUCAAUUUACAAUCUAUUUCUUCUUUAAGUUUCUAUGCCUUCCCCCCUCAAACUGUAUUGCUGCUUUCAAGUUCAGUUUAUUUGGUAAGAUGAAUGUAAAUGACAAACAUUUGGAUGAUGACAGUGUUUCCCAAACUCUUUCUAACUAGUGACUCAAGUAUGAUUUGCUAAUGACCUUUAAGUGACUAUCGCUGACACUUCUUUAGUCUGUGUAAGUGAUGACAUUAGUAAUAAACAAUGGUCGUGUAGCUAAAA
Messenger RNA from Xiphophorus maculatus (southern platyfish), 1850 nucleotides. RefSeq names its product family with sequence similarity 19 member A2, C-C motif chemokine like (gene tafa2). The coding region runs from base 593 to 1006 and encodes 137 amino acids. NCBI's taxonomy places the organism in Eukaryota, Metazoa, Chordata, Actinopteri, Cyprinodontiformes, Poeciliidae. The transcript is spliced from 6 exons. The record is from RefSeq and is a predicted model, not a curated record. Gene Ontology annotation, molecular function: receptor ligand activity.